Molecule: messenger RNA, 4754 nt
Organism: Chlorocebus sabaeus (green monkey)
Lineage: Eukaryota; Metazoa; Chordata; Mammalia; Primates; Cercopithecidae
Gene: MAP10
Product: microtubule associated protein 10
Biological process (GO): mitotic spindle midzone assembly; cytoplasmic microtubule organization; positive regulation of cytokinesis
Cellular component (GO): midbody; mitotic spindle midzone; mitotic spindle pole
Molecular function (GO): microtubule binding
Source: RefSeq, a predicted model, not a curated record
AGCCACUGCACCUGGCCCGAGAAGUAUCUUGUAUUUACAUAUUGCAAUGACUCUUCACACUAAACCAUCAUACCCUCCAGUUCUGAAUUUCUCUUGAGCUUCACAAUGUUAUUCUGAGCAUGGAAGCAAUAUAAUUUAACUAUAAUUUAUAAAGCUGAAUAAAGUUGUACAUAUAUAAUGCCCAGCAGCAGGUACUUCAAACUCUACAUAUCCCAAAACUCAAAGUUUUUUUUUCCAUCAAAUCUGCGCCUCCUCAAUAUUUUCACCUUCAGUAGCAGAAAUUUUUCACCCAUGACUUUUCUUUCCCAUUCACCAAAUUUUAAAAUUCCUCCAUCACAAAUGCCUCUUCUGCCACCUCUUUUUAAUUUCCACUAGUCCUGACCAUGUGCAGGUCAUAAUUAUCUGCCUCUCAGACCACUGCAGUUGUCUUCUAAUAGAUUGCUCUGAAUCCAAUUUCUGAUUAGUAGAAUCCAUCCUUUGUAUUCCUCCCCAUGCUACAUUUCCAAAUAUUGAUAUGAUGUACUUAUUCAAUCAAAACAAAUUAUACAGAAUGUAGUCCAAAUUCUUUACCAUGGCAUUCAAGGCUCUCCAUAUACUGGCCUUGGAUUCCUAGCUGGCUAGCUCAUUGCAGUUAGGAGUAUGUUUCUUAAAAUAUCUGGAUAGAGCAGUAAGUUCUCUGUCUCUGGAGGUGUGUGUAUAUUUAUGUAUACACAUUUGUUUUACUGAUGGGAUCAUUAACAUUACUGUCAUGCAUCAUGAUGGCUUAGCUGGAAAUGUUGUCAAAUAAAAAACAGGGCCAGACAGUAGCUGAAGUGGCAAAAACACUGUAUUCAGGAACUACUGCAAUAAGAGAAAAGAGAUCUCAAUACAGAGCUGGGCUCAAUUCCAAAUACAGCAUGGACAAGUGGGGAUUUAAAGCCAAAGGGGCGUUGGGUCAAAUGGAUGGAAACUUACUAAUAGGAAACAUCAGGGGUGGGAGGGUUCUGAUUAAACAGACCUAAUAGGAUAUUUGCUGAAGGCAGGCCAGUGUGGUCUGAUACUAACGGUAGAAAAUGAAGAAUUUGAUCAGGUAUCGACGGUAAUAAGGUAUGAAGGGUUGGGGUUUCUCUCUCAAUGGCUAUAGCAAGACUCUUGCUACAACUCGGUGAUUCAGGCUCGACAGGAUUGGAAGCCAAGAUCAAAGCCUGAUCGGAAAGACUUAGAUGAGCCUGACCAAAGUUCAGCCAAGGAGAGUUUUUGCCAGUGUAUUCACACUCCGUGUGUGUGUGGUAUGUGUGUCUCUGUACUAUUCUAAUUUACCAGGCAGGGGCUCCCUGGCCAUGAGAGCAGUGUCACCAUCUUUUGGGUAGAACAGCAGACACAGAGAAGGCCCACUGUAGACAGUUAACUACCUGGCUCUUUUUUUAGCAUGGGAAAGGAAGACGAGUCCUGAUUUUCUUUCAAUAUUCCUCAGGUAUAUUGAUCUGACCCCCAAAUUACAUAAGAUCUGCAGUGAUAAAACCAUUACCCAAAAAACUCACUGUCUUUUAUCACUUAUAUCCUCAGCAUUAUCAUCAGCAAUUGUCUUAAUAUAAGUCUGGAGGCAAAAAAAGGCUUACACUAAGUAUGCAUACAAAAGGGCCAAAUACAUUGAGCAGCAAAACUCCCAAAGCAGAUACCGCCGGGGACCUGCAGGAGCGCUUCCGCAAAUCUCGCGAGAUAGCAGGCAGCGAUGCCUUUUGCUCCGGUUUCUCGUGAGAGCCCGGGGCUUCAGCUUCCCGUUUGUUGAGCCCGCGGUGGCGUUUCCUGGGGCAACAGCAAUGGCGGGCUCGCUGUCCGAGCGGUUCUUCUCGCUGGAGCUGCUGGUGGACUGGGUGCGUUUGGAAGCUCGGCUGAUGCCGCCCCCAGCUGCCGCAGUGGAGCAGGAGGAAGAGGAGGAGGAAAAGGAGCAGGGGGAGGUCUCGUCGCCGCGCGGUGUGUGCCCAGCCGUGGCCUUCCGCCUGCUGGACUUCCCCACGCUGUUGGUUUACCCUCCUGACGGCCCUGGCGCUCCCGCCCCCGAACCAUGGCCCGGCGUGAUCCGCUUCGGUCGCGGCAAGUCCUGCCUCUUCCGCCUGCAGCCUGCUACCCUGCACCGCCGGCUUCUGCGGACCCCGCUUGCCACCUUGCUGCUGCAGCUGCCCCCCGGGCGCCCGACGCCCACCCCACAGCUCCUGGGGGCCUGCGACAUUUCGCUGGCCACCGCGGCCCGCAGGGUUGUGGGGCCGGCCGCCACCGGAUGCUCCCACCGUCACCGGGGACGUUUCCCCCUGCAUAAUCAAGUGGGCGAGCGGACUGGGGAUAUUGCACUGGCCUACCGCCUGACUGACCUGGGAAGCCGCCUGCUGGGCCAACUUGAGCGGCCCCUCACCGUCACCCCCACAGGAGGCGGAGCGGAGGUCAGUCCCCAAACCCAGCAGGAAAGACAGCAGCUACAGCAGCCAGUCUCACAGCCAAGCCCCAGAGAGGCUGAUAGGCCGCUGGGAGAGUUAGAAAUCCCAGAGGCACAGAAGGAUUUGAAGGAAAUGGUUUUCCAAAGUAAGGCUGAAUCUGAUAAUGUGGGUUCUGUGGAGAAUAGCAAAACCAGUUCUGUUGUUACAUGUUCAAGUGCUGUCAGUGGGAGAAAUGUUAGCUCCCUACAUGAGGAAGUCACAGAAUUGGACAUGGAGACCAAUAUAUUUUGCCCUCCUCCUUUGUAUUACACUAACUUGACCCAAGAAAAACCGCCCCCUGCACAGGCUAAAAUCACCAUUGAGCCUCAAAUGAAUGUACCUGAGGAAUUGGAUGGUGCUUCUCCUGAAAAAAAGCGUGUAAAUCCCCCAACAGACAGGAGUUAUCUAAAACAUCCAAGUUCUGCAACACAAGAGCAUCCUCCAGUGCUUGUAAAUCCUCCACAUAUUCAGGAUAUAGGAGCAACUAAUCAAACAUGUCAAACUGAACAAAAUAGAAUUAAUACAAUAAGGCAGUUGCCUUUGUUAAAUGCUUUGUUAGUUGAGUUGUCGUUGUUGUAUGACCAACCUGUGACAAGUCCUGCUCAUAUACAUCCUCACCUAGCCUGGUUAUACAGGACUGAGGAUAAGAAGUCACCCAAAUCUUCUGCCAAAUCCACAUGCCAGUCUGAAUCCAAGAAGGAUAAGCGUUCUAUGGGGGUAUGUGAAAAGUCAGUGAGUCUUCAGUAUAAAAAGAGCCAAAUUGAAAACUGUAAGAAAGAUAAAUAUUCUGAAAAGAGCAGUGGUACCUUCCAAAAAAGAGUUCCAAAAGGGAGGCUACUUUAUGGCUUAACAAAUACAUUAAGACUACGUUUAAAGCUGACAAAUCCUGAAAUGUUGGUGGUACAUGAAAAAAGAGAACUAUAUAGAAAAUCACAGUCACAAAUGUUGGGUACAAAAUUCAGAAUUCCAUCAUCCAAAGUUAAACUAUUAAGCUCUGCAGAACAAAGUCAGGAGCCACAACUGCCUAAAGAUGAGUAUUUAGAUUCAGAUGCAUCUUUUACUGAAAAUAGUGAUACCUCAAGACAAAUCAGUGGAGUUUUUGAUGAUCCCAAAACAAGUAAAGAAACUAAACUGAAAUAUGCAACUGAAAAAAAGACAGUUGAUUGUAGUAAAAAUAGAAUCAAUAAUGUUUCAUUCGAAGAAGUUGUGAGUCCUGCAAAUUCCAUUAUUCCAGAAAGGCUUACCCCUACAAAUAUUUUGGGAGGAAAUGUGGAAAUGAAAAUCCAAAGUCCGUGUGUUUUCCAACAGGAUGCUGUUGUUGACAGAAUUGUAGAUAAAGAAAUAGGUAUUAGACAAGUCAAAACCACAGAUAAUGACAUUCUUAUGGCUGAUGUAAGUGACAAUAGACCAGAUAAGAAUAGUUGCUAUGAAAACAUCUCAGAACUGAAGUAUUCAGAUGACUUGUCUAGCCCUUGCUAUUCUGAAGAUUUCUGUACCACUGAGGACACCAGCAGAAGUAAAGCUCAUGAUAGCAGUUCAAGGACAGAAAAUCCAAAACAUAGUCAAUAUACAAGGAAGUCUAGUGAAACAAGAGCGUCCAAAAAGAAAGAUAGUAGUGACAAGAGUUCUAUCCUUAGCCCACCUUUUUCAGCUGGGUCACCUGUCCACUCAUACAGAAAAUGUCAUAUUUCAAAGACUCGGGAUAAAAGUUUGGAGGAAGCAUCUAGCAUCUCGGCUAGUGAUUUAUCUUCAUCACAUUGGACUGGCGAAAAAGAAAACUGGAUAGAUCAAAACAGUAUGCACAAUUCUAAAAUUACAAAGAGAGGUCAAGACGUCUCUGUUAAAACCAGUAGUAGUUGGAAAUCUUUAGAAAAAAGCCAGUCACCACGAACAUCCCAAGUGAGUUCUUACCCGCCUUCAAAUGUGUCCGAACUAGAACUUAAUGUCCUGGAUAGCAGUACAUCAGAUCACUUUGAAGAAGACAGUGAUGAUGUUGGUUCACUAAAUAUUUCCAAGCAAUGCAAAGAUAUUUGUGAAUUAGUAAUAAAUAAACUUCCAGGAUACACAGUGUAAAAAUACAUGCUUUUAAAAAACUUUCAACAACCUACGUGUACUGUUAGUGAAAAAAAUUUUAAAGCUGUUUUAGUUCAUGAAUUAUGUGAAUAAUUUUUUAAAGAAAUAUGAAUGUUACUCCUUUGAUGUUUAAAUAGUAUUCUACCAUUAAAUCUGAUAAUAUUGACUAUUAAAUCAUAUAAACAGAUUUCUUUUUAAAUUGUUUAAUCAUAAGAAUAAAAGUAUAUCUUU